CUCUCAUUUUUUUUCCAGCACUCCCACAAGCUAAACCCUAGCCACCCCUUCCAUUUCACUCCCCAAAGCCAAUGGCAGCGGCAGCUCGUCCCUUAGUCUCCGUCCAGUCACUGGAAGGUGACAUGGCCACUGAUGCAGCCUCCACCGUGCAAUUAUCCGCCGUCAUGAAGGCUUCGAUCCGUCCCUGUAUCGUCACUUUCGUGUAAUUAAUCACUCUUCUCCUCGUCGUAGUUGAAUUCUCGAUCGAGUUUCUCCUGGGUUUUGUAUUCCCCUUUCAAUUAUACACGAACAUAAUGCUGCAACAUCAAAUUGUUCAAUCGCCGGCUAGAUUAGGCCUUACAAACCCUAAUUCUCCUUCUCUUCAAAACCCUACCCCUCCCAAAUUCCCCUCAUCCUCUCACCAAUUUCACCACCACUCCGCCGUCUCCUCUGCCUCUACGACCGCCACGCCUAAUCCUACUCCCACCACCUCGACCGCUACAUGUAACUCCUCAACUCUCCUCUCGCUUCUCCCGCCGCUGCCCCGGGCCCAAGCCCUUCUCCUUCAAAUGGCUUCUUUAGCCUCUAAACUCUUUGAAGUCUCACCUAAUCGUUCCCUUUGGAUCACUGCAUUCCGCGGCUCGCUUCCCACGUUUUUGUCUGCUCAAAUUCAGUCUCAGCCUCCGCCUCCUCUUGAGUCUUCUCCCUCUACCACUAAGGAAAUUAUAUCUUGCUUUACUGCCCUUCAGACUCAGCUUUUUGAAGCUGUUGCUGAGCUCCAGGAAAUUCUUGACCUUCAAGAUGCAAAGCAAAAGAUUGCACGUGAGGUUAGGUCUAAGGAUUCAUCUAUUUUUGCUUUUGCUAAUAAGAUUAAGGAGGCAGAGCGCGUUCUUGAUAUCCUUGUUGAUGAUUAUUCGGAUUAUAGACGUCCAAAGAGGGUGAAACUGGAGCAUUGUGAGGACGAAAGUGAUGAUUUGUGUACCACAACUGUUGCGUCUAAGUUGAAUUUGUCGGAUAUUUUGUCAUAUGCUCAUCGGAUUAGCUACACAACUUUUGCACCACCUGAGUUUGCUGCUGGUGGGCCUCUGCGAGGAGCAAUGCCACCUGCUCCUCAAGAGGAGCAAAUGCGGGCAUCUCAGUUGUAUGCUUUUGCUGAUCUUGAUGUGGGGUUGCCGAAAACUGUUGAAACUAGGGAGAAAACGAUUGAGGCCAUCAUUGAGCCUCCCCCUUUGCAGCCAGUGGAUGCAAAUCCACUUGCAAACUUGGCUGGUUUGCUUCCUCCAAAUUUUACAGUGCCAUCAGAUUGGAAACCAGGGAUGCCUGUCGAGUUGCCAAAAGAUUUUCCGCUCAUGCCUCCACCUGGAUGGAAGCCUGGAGAUGCAGUACCAUUGCCUCCAUUGGAUGCAAUUUCUGUGCCUAGAGUUGAUGAACAACCAAUGCGACCGGUUCCUCCUCAGGGAUUAUAUAAACAACCAGAGACAAUCCAAGUUCGACAUGUUGAGCUGGAUAUUUUGGAUCAGGAUGAUGACAGUAGUGAUUAUAGCAGUGAAGAAGGCAGCUCUGAUGAUGAUAGUUGACUGAGUGAUUGUUCUGAAGUUUUGUGAGCUGAAAUGUUUGAGGUAAAGUGUAUUAACAAGUUAUCCUUACUAAGCAAUCUAACUGAAAUAAAAUUUAUGUUUCACUUA
This is a messenger RNA of Mangifera indica (mango), 1664 nucleotides long. RefSeq names its product mediator of RNA polymerase II transcription subunit 4. The record is from RefSeq and is a predicted model, not a curated record. Gene Ontology annotation, molecular function: transcription coregulator activity. NCBI's taxonomy places the organism in Eukaryota, Viridiplantae, Streptophyta, Magnoliopsida, Sapindales, Anacardiaceae. Gene Ontology annotation, cellular component: core mediator complex; mediator complex. Bases 294 to 1556 code for a protein of 420 amino acids. Gene Ontology annotation, biological process: regulation of transcription by RNA polymerase II. The transcript has 2 exons.